Trichomonas vaginalis G3 is the source of this 993-nucleotide messenger RNA. Its product is annotated as protein serine/threonine kinase protein. NCBI's taxonomy places the organism in Eukaryota, Parabasalia, Trichomonadida, Trichomonadidae. Gene Ontology annotation, molecular function: ATP binding; protein kinase activity. Gene Ontology annotation, biological process: protein phosphorylation. The transcript has a single exon. The record is from RefSeq and is a predicted model, not a curated record. Bases 1 to 993 code for a protein of 330 amino acids.
AUGGAAGUUUCGUCCUUAAUAGACUUUUAUACACUUAAUGGAAUUGUAGAAACACACGAAAACAUUACCGUUUAUAAUGCAAUUGGCAAAGCAGCAAACAGAAUGUAUAAUGUUUCGAGAAUUCCUAAAGAUCUUGCAAAAUCAACCACAAGAAACCCAUUUUCAAUGCUUUUAAGUUUGAAAAGUGAAUUCCUUGUAAAUUGUGUAGAUGUUUUUGAAGAUUCCAAAACAUUCUACGCUGCCUAUGAAUUACCAAAUGGAACUCCUCUCAUUGAAACAAUUCAUACCGGAUCUCGAAUCAAAGAAGAAAGAGCUGCAUACAUAUUAAAUCAAUUGCUUCAAGCAGUUAAAUACUUGCAUCAAUCUGGUUUUGGAAAUAUUCAGAUAAAUCCACAAACUAUUUUCGUUACACCAAAUGAUGAUGUGACAAUUACAGACUAUUCAUUCCUGGCUAAUAUUCCGUAUAAUGAACGCCUUCAAACUCGACCCGAAAUUUUGGAAAAUGCGCCACCGGAAUUUUUCAAGUCAGGAUCAUACGUUGCAUCGCAAGCAAACGUUUGGAGUAUUGGCGUGAUAGCAUAUAUACUUGUUACUGGAUCCCAUCCGUUCAAAACAAACACACAUUCCUAUAAUCAGUCAGAAUAUAUCAUCAAAGAGUCAAUUCUCCAACAGAUUCAGAUUCCUUCAUACAUCAGUACCUCAGCACAUAACUUUAUCCAAAGAUCGCUCGAAAUUGAACCAACUCGCAGAUUUUCUAUUGACCAAUGCAUCGGACACCUCUGGAUCUCCAAGCAAAGUAAGAAAAUGGUUAAGGUCAGCUCCUUUAAUAGCUUCAAUUCAUUGCAAUUUGAUGAUAAAAACAUAUUUAAAUCAAAUGGCCUUUCUACAUUAUCUCCUACCACCAAAAACUCACCAACUAGGUUCAGUAGUAGCAAUUUAUCCAGUUUAUCCUUGUUUUCGAACAUGAGACCUCCAUCAGAAUUUGAUUUUUGA